AUGCGUGCGACACUGGGUAACUUAAUGGAGGACAAUCUUUCCUACCCAUGGUGAAUUGUGAACAAAUAAUCUUCUGCUUUUGGAGAUUUUGAAGUAGCAAUCACUCAUUACUUGGUCGUCAAGCAAAUGUUUGGCGAUAGACCAGUCGAUUGCGAUCGACCGGUUGGUGACCACUGGAGGAAAGGAAUGCAGUACUGAGGCAGAAGGUUCGUAGUGAGGACGACUUACUACUACUCUGAACUGUGUGUGGUGAGCUUUCUGGUGCCCAGAGCUGCUGAGGCAUCACCUAAGUGGGUGCCACACAUUGUGAAGGAGCAGGUCCAGUAGCUACACGACUCAAGCUGGUUCCCAGAGUAGCCCUCUACAUCAGUGUUUCCCAACCGGGCAGUCCCCAGUGGACACUGGACAACUCCAGGAUGGCAACAGACACUGCAUCCCAGCAGACUCCUGGCUCCAAGAUCAUGACCUUUCACCCUUCCAUGGAGGAGUUUAAGGACUUCAGCCGUUACAUCGCCUACAUGGAGUCACAAGGAGCUCACCGAGCUGGAAUGGCUAAGGUUAUUUCACCCAAAGACUGGAAGCCCAGACGUACUUAUGAUGACAUAGAUGACCUGGUGAUCCCUGCUCCUAUACAGCAAGUGGUGACUGGCCAGUCCGGUCUCUUCACACAGUACAACAUCCAAAAGAAACCCAUGACCGUCCAAGAGUUCCGCAAGACUGCCAACACAGACAAGUUCUGUAACCCCCGAUAUGUGGAUUUUGAUGAGCUGGAGAGAAAGUUUUGGAAGAACCUGACUUUUAACCCCCCUCUCUAUGGAGCGGAUGUCAACGGAACACUCUAUGAUCCAGACGUGACAGAGUGGAACAUUGGUCAUCUGAACACUAUCCUGGACACUGUGGAGAGGGAGAGUGGGAUCAAGAUCAAAGGGGUAAACACUCCUUACCUGUAUUUUGGCAUGUGGAAGAGUACCUUCGCCUGGCACACUGAAGACAUGGAUCUCUACAGCAUCAACUACCUUCACUUUGGAGAACCCAAGUCCUGGUAUGUUGUUCCCCCUGAACAUGGGAAGAGAUUGGAGCGUCUCGCUAAAGGGUUUUUCCCUGGGAGUGCUCAGAGCUGUGAAGCUUUCCUGCGGCACAAGAUGACUCUAAUCUCACCCUCAAUCCUGAAGAAAUACGGCAUACCAUUUGAGAAGAUCACCCAGGAGGCAGGCCAGUUCAUAGUGACCUUCCCUUUUGGCUACCAUGCUGGUUUCAACCACGGCUUCAACUGUGCAGAGUCCACCAACUUUGCCACACAGCGAUGGAUUGAUUAUGGCAAAAUAGCCACACUGUGCUCGUGCCGUAAAGACAUGGUGAAGAUCUCCAUGGAUGUGUUUGUGAGGAAGUUCCAACCAGAUCGCUACAAGGCAUGGAAGGCAGGGAAAGACAACAUUCCUAUUGACCACUCCAAGCCCACGCCAGAGGCUACUGAGUUCCUGACGGGAGAGAAGACAGGGGAGCCUGGGAAGGAGGGUCCAAGCCCCAGCGAGGCCCCUGACCAGGAGGAGGACACCCCAGGCACCACUGCACAGGAGGAGACGAGCAACCUGAAGCUGAAGGUUGGGAAAAAGCGCCAACGGGAAGCAGUUGUGGAGGCAAAGGAGGAUGAAGACACUGAACAAGCUAAGGAGGAAGGAGAGGUAGCGCAAAAGAAAGUCAAGCUGGAUAAGUGGAGUGGAGGACACACUCCAGCACACAAAGAGCCGAAGCCGGAGGACGUUAAAAAUGAGCUAACAAAGCUACCACCCAACGCACAGACCAACCGAAACACAAACGCCAGCCGAAAGCUAGCACUUCAGAUGAAAGCCAAUAACUCUAUUAAAUCCACUCUAAUGAAGUCUCAGCCACAGACUAACAGUCAGUCAACCCAACCAGCAGUACCAGGCCCCUCCUCCCAGAGCUCAGAGAAGGCCGGCCCCAGUGAGGAUGUGAAGCCUCCAGUACCAGCCAACAGCCCUAGCCCUGCUCACCAACUCUUCCAGAGGACCCUGAGCCCGACAGACGUGCUGCACGUCCACAGCUACGCCAAGGGAGACUACAGCGAGGGAGAGAGCAAGGAGGACAUGAGGAGCAAUAGUAGUGAUAGUGAAGCAGAGGAACAGGACGACAGCAAGGGGGCAGAAGAGGUAGCGGAGGAUGAAGGUGUGCUAAGCAAACUGGGGAAGCUGCCUCGCCAUCACCCUCUGAUGAAGGACAGCAUGAGUGACGAGGAGCUGCCAGAGCAGCCCCCAGUAGAAGAGGAUGGGUUAGAGGGAGAGUUGUGGGCCAAGCCCUUUGUCCAUCUGUGGCAGAACAGACCCCCCAGCCUGAAGAGAGAGAAGGAGUACAACCGUCGCAUGGGCCUCCAGGUCCCAUACUGCUCCGUGUGCUCAUUGUUCCAGACCUACCAGCGGAUGGAGCGUGCUGAUGACUGUAAGGACACUCCAGUGGUGUUGCCUGGAGGCAGACUGAGGACUAAGCCUCUGAUCGCUGAGAUGUGUUUCACUACCACCACCGAGCCAGAGGAGGGUGCUGAGGAGCAGGCGCUUGGAGCCCUGGCGCCCACCACCCCUCAUCUGGAGCCAGACGGCACCAGCCUGCUCAUCAGCUGCUCCCACUGCAGUGUCCGCAUACACACCAGCUGUUAUGGCGUGGAUCCAAAGAUUGUUACUAAGGAUUGGAAGUGUGCUCGCUGUAAGGCCAACGCCAUGACUGAGAGUUGCUGUUUGUGUUCGCUGAGGGGUGGAGCCUUGCAGAAAGCCAACAACAACAAGUGGGUCCAUGUGCUGUGUGCAGUAGCAGUGUUGGAGGCUCGCUUUGUGAACAUCACUGAGAGAAGCCCUGUGGAUCUGAGUGGGAUUCCUCUACAGAGGUUUAAACUGAAAUGUUACUACUGUAAGAAGAGGAUGAAGAAGACGUCCGGGUGCUGUGUGCAGUGUUCCCAUGGCCGCUGUUCUACGGCCUACCACCCUACCUGUGCCCAGGCCGCUGGGGUCCUCAUGCAGCCAGACGAGUGGCCUUUCGUGGUCUACGUCACCUGCUGCCGGCACAAGGGCCCUAUUCAGACAGAGCGUAACAAAGCAGCCAUGCAUGAGCUCACCGUGGGACAGAGGGUGAUCUGUAAGCACAAAAAUGGCCGCUACUACCAGUGUGACGUGGUGCAGCUUUCCAAGGAGACGUUCUAUGAAGUCAACUUUGAUGACGGCUCUUUCAGCGACAACCUCUUUCCUGAGGACAUCGUGAGCCGGAAUUGUGCCCAGCUAGGCCCCCCAUCGCAGGGGGAGGUGGUGCAGGUCCGGUGGACAGAUGGUCUAGUCUACGGGGCCAAGUUUGUGGCUGCUCACGUCAUCCAAAUGUACCAGGUGGAGUUUGAAGACGGGUCACAACUAACAGCCAAGAGAGAUGAUGCCUAUACCCUGGAUGAGGAGCUGCCCAAGAGAGUCAAGUCAAGACUGUCCAAAGCGUCAGACAUGCGUUUCGAUGGUAUAUUUGAGGACAAGGAGGCCAUCCAGCAGUCGAAGAGGCAGAGAGUGAUCAACUCACGGUACAGAGGAGACUACAUCGAACCUGUGAUCUACAGAGCCAUCAUGGAGUAGCCUGCCGACUACAGCAUGGAGUAGCCUACUCUACCAACAAAUCACCAGCACUGAUAUUCCUUAUCCAGACUUCAGCUCACUUUACCUUAAUUUAUCCACUGAGUGAGUAAGUGUAGCUCUGACUAAAGGACUUCCUCUGAAAAUAACUGUCCAACCCCUAGUUUAGACUGUCUUUUUCUUCAAUUCAUCCCUUCAUCAUUCCAUCAUUAGGCACUGGUUUCCCAGACACUGUUUAAGCCUUGUCCUGGACCAAAAAUAUAUUUCCAGAACUAGGCUUGAUCUGUGUCCAGGAAACCUGUCCCUAUGGUUAUUACCAUCCAUGUCACAUUUUAUGCUACUCUGCCAGUGCCCAGUAUCAGUAAUUUGUGUAUUGAAUGAAGUGAUAUUGGCCCUUGAUUUUUGCUCCCAAACAAGAUGUAAACUUUCUGAUAAUAACAAUUCACUCACUAUAAUUCAGUGGUAGGAAGGAUUUCCUCAAGGGAGUGAAGCAGACACAAAAGUUAUUGCCACUCAUCCUCAUAAACACUUGUGUUUUCUGACUCAAUAUUUGACCAUGUUUGCCAGUUGUUAUUUUAUGUACAUAUGUAUAUAUUUUCCUAUGUAUAAUGAACAAAAAUAUUAACACAACAUGCAACAAGUUCAAUGAUUUUACUGAGUUACAGUUCAUAUAAGGAAAUCAGUCAAUUGAAAUAAAUAAAUUAGGCCCUAAUCUAUGGAUUUCACAUGACUAGGCAGGGACGCAGCCAUGGGUGGGCCUGGGAGGACAUAAGCUCAUCCACUUGGGAGCUAGGCCCCGCCAAUCAGAACUAAAUUUUUGCCCAAAAAGGGGCUUUAUUAUAGACAGAAAUUGGAUGUACUGCCAAAUUCUCAAAAAUGAAGGAAGCGGCUUAUGGUAGAGAAAUGAACUUUACAUUUUCUGGCAAAUGCUCUGGUGGAUAUUCCUGCAGUCAGCAUGCCAAUUGCAUGCUCCCACAAAACUUGAUACAUCUGUGGCAUUGUGUUGUGUGACAAAACUGCACAUUCUAGUGGCCUUUUAUUAUCGCCAGCACAAGGUACACCUGUGUAAUGAUAGUGGCGUUUAAUCAGCUUCUUGAUAUGCCACAACUGUAAGGUGGAUGGAUUAUCUUAGCAAAUGAGAAAUGCUCACUAACAGGGAUGUAAACUAUUUUGUGUACAAAUUGAGAGAAAUAAGCUUUUUGUGCGUAUUGAACAUUUCUGGGCAUCAUUUAUUUCAGCUCAUGAAACAUGGAACCAACACUUUACAUGUUGCGCUUAAUAUUUUUGUUCAGUAUAGUUUUUAUGGUGCUACUUGUACCUAUGUUUGAUUUCAAGGAGGUGCAAUGCCAUUUUAGUAACUAAUACGGCCUCUUAGCAGAUUCACACUGUUGACUGCAUUCCUAUACAUUGUAUUUUGUAGGAAUGCGUUGAAUAUAGCUUUUUCCAUGUUGAGUAGUUUUUUUUACCAGCAUAUUUAUUAUAUGGUGCUUGGAGAAACUAAAAGUAACUGCAAUACAGACAGUUUGUCAGUUGCAAUGCUGUAGAGGUUUCAAAACGAUUAUGAUGUAUGUUCUAUUUUUGCUAUAGCGAUGAAUUGGAAAUAGCCUGUUCAGAAUUGCUGUGGGCUCUCCAUUUAUUUCCAAGUUGGUUCUUUACUCAUUUAAUGAAAGUUGUGCAUUGCACUUUUAUUUAAGUCCAGUUUGAGAGGACAUUUUAAUAGUUGUGUGCUGCCAUUUGUUAUUUUUGUGAGGGGGGGGGGGACAUGUUUGAAAAUAUUAUUGUGAAUUCUACAUCUAUAAGAUGUUCUUACCCAUCUCCACUCGGCCAAGAUCGUCAACCAUGAUGCACUUAUUAGGAUAGGAUAAGGUGGCUUUCAGAUUGUCUUCAUUGUUUGUCUGUAAACUGCUGUUGUCUUGAGUAUAGGGGUGAACAUUUUCCCCACGUUUUCCAGAAAUCCUGGUCGGAAUAUGCCUGGAAUCAGGAGGGAAUAAGCAGGAAAUCUAGGUAUACCCAAUCUGGGAUUUCUGGAAAACGUGGGAAUUUUAAGAAAGUUCCCAGCAUUUUGUGACCCUAAUUGAGUGUGUGAGUCACAGAACUGACAGUAUGGGUUACAGUUAGUUAUAAAGGCCCACAUUCACAGCAGUACCACUGAGCAAAAGGUUUUUAUCAUCAUCAUCAUUCAAUAGUAUGGAAAAACUUAAGACUUAUAAUACAUGGAGGAAAAUUACUUUUCUAUCAAAAAUAACUAUUGCUUUGUUUUAUAAUGAUACAUGUUCUAUAUUCACAGCCAGGAAGACACUGAGAUGUAAUUAUUGUAAUAAGUAGUUUAUUGAAAGACUGUUGACUCUAGGGAUCUUGGCAGCAUCCCAAAUGGAACCCUAUUCCCUAUAUAGGGAGUAGGGUACCAUUGGGACCGUUCCCUGGCCUGUUCGUGUUUGACCUUUUGAACGUUGACCUCUUUCCUGUGUCUGUGAUAAAUGAACGCUGGACUUCUUCCAUAUUAUCAUUCAUGCAUUUUGUAAACAAUUUUUGUUUCAGUAAAUUUUUGCCUUGCUUA
Molecule: messenger RNA, 6171 nt
Organism: Oncorhynchus kisutch (coho salmon)
Lineage: Eukaryota; Metazoa; Chordata; Actinopteri; Salmoniformes; Salmonidae
Product: lysine-specific demethylase 4A-like
Exons: 23
Coding region: 417-3617 (1066 amino acids)
Biological process (GO): chromatin remodeling; regulation of gene expression
Cellular component (GO): chromatin; nucleus
Molecular function (GO): histone H3K36 demethylase activity; histone H3K9 demethylase activity
Source: RefSeq, a predicted model, not a curated record